This is a messenger RNA of Raphanus sativus (radish), 1456 nucleotides long. Its product is annotated as dirigent protein 10-like. Lineage: Eukaryota; Viridiplantae; Streptophyta; Magnoliopsida; Brassicales; Brassicaceae. Bases 40 to 1275 code for a protein of 411 amino acids. The transcript has a single exon. The record is from RefSeq and is a predicted model, not a curated record.
AACAACAAUCUUCGCUUCUCUGAUCAUCUUUCUUGUGCAAUGGCAGGUCAAAAAAUACUAUCAUUCUUUGUUGUAGCUCUCUUUGUUACUUUCGCAGCUGCUGCUCGGUUUCUUGAUGAAGAAGAUACAUUCCCAGCCACAGCCAUCCCGGGCUCAGGUCCCUUCCCCGGGCCUUUACCAGCGUCUGGCUCAAGUUCUGCUGGAAUUGGCUCAGGCUCUGCCGGAACUGGCUCAGGUUCUGCAGGAACCGGUUUAGGUGGAGGAACAGGAUCAGUACCAUCAAGUGGUUCAGGUCCUAUUGCCACGAGUCUUGGUGCAGGAACAGGGCCAGUCUCAUCAAGUGGUUCAGGUCCUCUACCAACCGUUGGCUCUGUUCCUGGUCCUUUACCCGUUGGUGGUGGUCCAGGUUCCUUGCCUGCCACUGGUCCCGGUCCUUUACCAGCUGCUGGUUCAGCCACCGGUCCUGGAGUAGGUACCGGCCAAGCUCUUGGUGGUGGUGCAGGGGCUGGUCCAACUCUUGGUGGUGGUGCAGGGGAUGGUCCAGCUCUUGGUGGUGGUGGUGGUGUAGGUCCUGACCACACAUUAGUGUUCUUCAUGCACGACAUACUCGGCGGUUCAAAUCCCACGGCAAGAGCCGUAACCGGAGUCGUCGCAAACCCGGCUUUAAGUGGUCAACUCCCAUUCGCUAAACCCAAUGGCGCAAACCUUCCCAUAACCAACGGGGUUCCAUCUAACAACAACAACAAUGGAAUCGUCAACAACAACAACGUCCCUCUUCUCGUUGGACUCGGGGGAAACACAGCCAACAUUCUCCAGAACAACAACGGAAACAACAACCUCUUAAACGGUCUACCAGUUGCUAACGGCGGUCAGCUCCCGAGCGGUUCUGCUCUACAGAUGCUUAUGUUCGGAACCAUGACUGUGAUAGACGAUGAACUAACCGAAGGUCAUGAACUUGGGUCUGGUCUGCUCGGGAAAGCGCAGGGGUACUAUGUGGCGAGUGCGGUUGAUGGAACUAGCCAGACCAUGGCGUUUACUGCCAUGUUCGAGAGCGGUGGUUAUGAAGAUAGUAUAAGCUUCUUUGGUGUUCAUAGAACAGCGGCUUCGGAAUCGCAUUUAGGAGUUAUGGGAGGUACUGGGAAGUAUGUGAACGCGAGAGGAUUUGCGAUUGUGAAGACGUUUACAGGAUCUAGCGGGACGCAGCAGCAGCAGCCGCAUCAGUUCACUGAUGGCCUUGAGACUGUCCUCCAGUGCACUGUUUAUCUAUCUUACUAGUUUUGCUUUGUUUUCUUCUUCUUGUGUUGGGAGUUUGGGAAUGUUUGGUUGGUGCAUGUGGCUUUAUCAGUUGUAAUCUAAGUGUGAAAAGAGUUGUACAAGAAAAUACAUGAAACUGAACUUUGUAUUUAAUUUUUGUUUUGUUUGUGAAGUUAUAGAUUUCAGUUCUUUCUGUUUUGCA